Molecule: messenger RNA, 3930 nt
Organism: Octodon degus (degu)
Lineage: Eukaryota; Metazoa; Chordata; Mammalia; Rodentia; Octodontidae
Gene: Grin3a
Product: glutamate ionotropic receptor NMDA type subunit 3A
Exons: 9
Coding region: 583-3930 (1115 amino acids)
Biological process (GO): ionotropic glutamate receptor signaling pathway; monoatomic ion transport; synaptic transmission, glutamatergic
Cellular component (GO): postsynaptic membrane; plasma membrane
Molecular function (GO): transmitter-gated monoatomic ion channel activity involved in regulation of postsynaptic membrane potential; NMDA glutamate receptor activity
Source: RefSeq, a predicted model, not a curated record
AGAGUGGAAGUAACGAGGACAGACGGAAAAUGAAGCCAGCGCUGGGUGAGCCCACGAGACGGCGGCCAACAGUGGAGAAACGCGAAUUUGGUUCCUUCUUUUCCGUCCCCCAGGCGUGAAUCGCCUCCAGUGCGCCCUCAGGACCGAAAAGGAAAAUAAUCCAUCCUAGUAACAGCAUUGCUCCUCUGUCGCCCCGGCCUGUUUGGAACUCUGGCUGCUUCUUAGCCCAGCCGCCUCGUGGGCUCGGACGCAGUGUCCGAGGAGCCCUGCAGAUGGGGCAAGCUGAGAACUGGCGCCCAAGCCGCGGGUGACACGCGCUGGCCCGCUCCCCUGCCCCACUCCGUGCAGGGACCAGGCUGGUGGGGGAUGCAGGACGGAGGAACCCUGGAGCUGUUCUGAGACUGCCGAGGGCGCGCUAGGCUCCAACUUGCAUGGCCCGGAGACCGCUCCAGCUCCUUGCAGCGCUUCGUCGCGCCUAGUGAAGCGGCGCUCGGGACCUGGAGGCGGGGACCUCAGGUGGCGGCUGCAGAGGGGCGAGCCGGGAGCAGGAGGGGGCGCGCUUUCUCCCUGCGGGUCUCAGUAAUGAGGAGACCGAGUUUGUGGUGGCUGUUGAGCAGGGUCUGUUUACUGCUGCCGCCGCCCUGUGCUCUGGUACUGGCCGGGGUGCCCGGCUCCUCCUCGCACCCGCAGCCGUGUCAGAUCCUCAAGCGCAUCGGCCACGCUGUGCGGGUGGGCGCGGUGCACUUACAGCCCUGGACCACAGCCCCACGCUCAACCAGCCGCGCUCCGGACGGCAGCCGGGCGGGUGCUCAGAGAGAUGAGCCGGAGCCAGGGACUUGGAGACCCCCGGCGCCCCCUCAGGGCGCACGUCGGCUGGGGAGUGCUUUGCAUGGCCGGUUACCGCCCGGCGCCCGGAAGCCCGGAGAGGACUCCAGGGCCGAGACUCUGUGGCCACGGGACGCCCUCUUAUUCGCCGUGGACAACCUGAACCGCGUGGAAGGGUUGCUGCCCUACAACCUGUCUUUGGAAGUAGUGAUGGCUAUCGAGGCGGGCCUGGGUGACCUGCCGCUUUUGCCCUUCUCCUCGCCCAGCUCGCCGUGGAGCAGUGACCCUUUCUCCUUUCUGCAGAGCGUGUGCCACACAGUGGUGGUGCAAGGGGUGUCGGCGCUGCUGGCCUUCCCCCAGAGCCAGGGCGAGAUGAUGGAGCUCGACUUGGUCAGCUCAGCCCUACACAUCCCAGUGAUCAGCAUCGUGCGCCGUGAGUUUCCGCGGGAGAGUCAGAAUCCCCUUCACCUACAGCUGAGUUUAGAAAAUUCAUUAAGUUCUGAUGCUGAUGUCACUGUCUCAAUCCUGACCAUGAACAACUGGUACAAUUUUAGCUUGUUGCUGUGCCAGGAAGACUGGAACAUCACCGACUUCCUCCUCUUUACCCAGAAUAAUUCCAAGUUCCAACUCGGGUCUAUCAUCAACAUCACUGCUAAUCUCUCCUCCACCAAGGACCUCUUAAGCUUUCUACAGGUCCAGCUCGAGAGUGUUAAGAACAGCACACCCACAGUGGUGAUGUUUGGCUGCGACAUGGAGAGCAUCCGGCAGAUUUUUGAAAUUUCCACCCAGUUUGAGGUAACACACCUGGAAUUUCAUUGGGUGCUGGGAGAUUCCCAGAAUGUGGAAGAACUGAGGACCGAAGGUCUGCCUUUAGGGCUAAUUGCUCAUGGAAAAACAACACAAUCUGUCUUUGAGUACUACGUACAAGAUGCCAUGGAGCUAGUCGCAAGAGCUGUAGCUACAGCCACCAUGAUUCAGCCAGAACUUGCGCUCAUUCCCAGCACGAUGAAUUGCAUGGAAGUGAAAACUACAAACCUCACUUCAGGACAAUAUUUAUCAAGGUUUCUAGCCAACACCACUUUCAGAGGCCUCAGUGGCUCCAUCAAAGUAAGAGGUUCUACCAUUAUCAGCUCAGAAAACAACUUUUUCAUCUGGAAUUUGCAACAUGACCCUAUGGGAAAGCCAAUGUGGACACGCUUGGGCAGCUGGCAGGGUGGCAAGAUUGUCAUGGACUACGGAAUAUGGACAGAGCAGGCCCAGAGGCACAAAACUCACUUUCAGCACUCAAGUAAGCUACACUUAAGAGUAGUAACCCUGAUUGAACACCCAUUUGUCUUCACAAGGGAAGUAGAUGAUGAAGGCUUGUGCCCUGCAGGACAACUCUGUCUAGAUCCUAUGACUAAUGACUCUUCCCUAUUGGACAGCCUAUUCAGUAGCCUCCAUAGCAGUAAUGAUACAGUGCCAAUACAAUUCAAGAAAUGCUGCUACGGAUAUUGCAUUGAUUUGCUGGAAAAGCUAGCAGAAGACAUGCAUUUUGACUUUGACCUUUAUAUUGUUGGAGAUGGAAAAUAUGGAGCCUGGAAAAAUGGCCACUGGACUGGGCUGGUGGGUGAUCUUCUGAAUGGGACUGCCCACAUGGCAGUAACUUCCUUCAGCAUUAAUACUGCACGCAGCCAAGUGAUAGAUUUCACCAGCCCUUUCUUCUCCACCAGCUUGGGCAUCUUAGUGAGGACCCGAGACACAGCAGCUCCUAUUGGAGCCUUCAUGUGGCCAUUGCACUGGACAAUGUGGCUGGGGAUUUUUGUUGCUCUGCACAUCACUGCCAUCUUCCUCACACUGUAUGAAUGGAAGAGCCCCUUUGGUAUGACUCCCAAGGGCCGAAACAGGAGCAAAGUGUUCUCUUUCUCUUCAGCCUUGAAUGUCUGUUAUGCCCUCUUGUUUGGUAGAACGGCAGCGAUCAAACCUCCAAAAUGUUGGACUGGAAGAUUUCUAAUGAACCUUUGGGCCAUUUUCUGUAUGUUUUGUCUCUCUACAUAUACAGCAAACUUGGCUGCUGUCAUGGUAGGUGAGAAGAUCUAUGAAGAGCUUUCUGGAAUACAUGACCCUAAGCUUCAUCAUCCUUCCCAAGGCUUCCGGUUUGGAACUGUCCGGGAAAGCAGUGCUGAAGACUAUGUGAGGCAAAGUUUCCCAGAGAUGCACGAGUACAUGAGAAGAUACAAUGUACCUGCCACCCCUGAUGGAGUACGGUAUCUGAAGAAUGAUCCAGAGAAACUAGACGCCUUCAUCAUGGACAAAGCCCUUCUGGAUUAUGAGGUGUCAAUAGAUGCAGACUGCAAACUUCUGACAGUGGGGAAACCAUUUGCCAUAGAAGGAUAUGGCAUUGGUCUGCCGCCCAACUCUCCACUGACCUCCAAUAUAUCUGAGUUGAUCAGUCAGUACAAAUCACAUGGGUUUAUGGAUGUGCUUCAUGACAAGUGGUACAAGGUGGUUCCCUGUGGCAAGAGGAGUUUUGCUGUUACUGAGACUUUGCAAAUGGGCAUCAAACAUUUCUCUGGGCUCUUUGUGCUGCUGUGUGUUGGAUUCGGUCUGUCCAUCUUGACAACCAUUGGUGAGCACAUUGUGUACAGGUUGCUGCUACCACGAAUCAAAAACAAGUCCAAGCUGCAAUACUGGCUGCACACCAGUCAGAGAUUUCAUAGAGCAUUAAACACAUCGUAUGUAGAAGAAAAGCAGCAGCGUUUCAAGACCAAACACGUGGAAAAGAGGACCAACAUAGGACCCCGCCAGCUCAUGGUAUGGAAUACUUCCAACUUGAGUCAUGACAAUCAACGCAAAUACAUUUUCAGUGACGAAGGAGAAUCAAACCAGCUGGGUAUCCAAGCCCACCAAGAUAUCCCACUCCCACCAAGGAGGAGAGAGCUCCCAGCCACGGUGACCACCAAUGGGAAAGCGGACUCCCUCAACCUAGCCCGGAACUCAGUGAUGCAGGAACUCUCAGAGCUUGAGAAGCAGAUUCAAGUGAUCCGCCAGGAGCUGCAAUUGGCUGUGAGCAGGAAAACGGAGCUGGAGGAAUAUCAAAGGACAAACCGGACUUGUGAGUCCUAA